AUGCUGCCCAGCCUAAGUGUGCCAACGCAAGGUGAUCCAGCGCCGGGAGGCGACUGCCGGCGUGCCUACGCGCUCGAGGAGCUCGAGUGCGCUGAGUGCACAGUUGUAGGAUUGCCGGACAUGAGCCGCAUACGAAGUCAUUCGCAGAGCUGGGGUGCUGCCUGUCGUUGCGCGCUGGGCAAGGUCCACGCCGGGAUACGAGGGAGCACCGGGCAACCGGGUACAGUACGCGAGGCGCUGGACGAGCUCCUUGGAAGGGCGGGCGACGCAUCGCUAGAUCUAGGUGCUCGAGACGCUUCAGCUUUGGAGGAAGAUCAAUGCUUGGUCUUGAGCGAUAUUUGUCAUGUAGACCGGCUAAUAGAGCUGUAUGCCACGUCCAGCGAGCCUACCUGCGAACUGAGGCUGCAGUCGUCUGGUCCUUGGAGCUUGGGUACUUUGUCAGGAUGGCUCACAAGUGGCGUUGCACGCACUCUGCUAGACACCCGGCGGAUAGAGCCAUAUUGGAGGAGCGAGGCGGGGGAGUACGGUGUCUAUCAAGCUAGGCGCGAAAGCGAACUCGCGAAGUACUACGAUGGAGCAGAUUCCGUCCGGCUUUCUGUGCGCAGAGGACGGGGUAGUGCGCAUGCAGCAAAGUACACUCGAAGAGGCGGUCGGUUGCGGCCGCGUCCGCUGUCCGAGUCCUUCCUCCUCGUCGUCGUUCCCCUCAGCGCCGCAUGGGUGCUCAAACUGGCUGCUAUUCGUCAUCUUCAGACCCUGUGUCUCUCCGACUGUCCUGUGUCUCGCUCCUACGCCUCGCAUCGCACACAAGCGGUUGACAUCCAGAAGAAUCUAACGAUGGACCUCCAGUCUCUGCAGACCGUAUUCUACAACGGCGCCGUAUUGGGCUACAAACGGUAUGCGCCAGGAUACUACAAGUCCGACGCGCGAUCGACCGACCCUGCAUAUAUACACGACAUUUCUGUCAACCCGCCGACGCCCCACAACUUCGCCCGCAACAUAAAUCAUGAUCCUUGUACACAUAUCGCGCAUCCGAACCUCGCCCAACUGCUUGCGCCGACAACGCCACCGUCACGCGUAAAGGAAUAUUCGAACCGUCCCAGCAUGUGCCUCCAUCCUCGCAUCCUCGACUACGCUCAAAUCUUUGCCCAUCGGCACCGUGUUGAGGUCUCCCGAUUUGUCCAGGUCGUUUCUACGGCGAUGACUACCUGCGUAUCGUGCCACGCAGAAGCCGACCCCGAACUACACCGCCCGCCCAUGCAUAUUCGGAACAUGCGCGGACAACUGCCGCAGGGACAUGUACCUUUGCUUUACUCUCGGAGGUGCCGCCAUCUUGAGCCACACUCAGGCUCGCGACUUCCGCCCGUGAUCUCCGCAGCUGUCGUUGUACAUCUUGAGGUCACUGCGCCGCUGCAAGUCCCCGUCGCCCCUCUGGUGUUGACCGGCGACCUGUCGCUCGCCUACAGUCCCGCGGAGUUUGACGAUGGCUCGGUUAAGAGGCGUUUGAAAAAGAUCGUCGUGAUCAUUGGGUCUCUUCUAGUCCAAUCGUCUGCGACGCCGGCAAUGCUCUUCGCACAACUGAGGAGCGCUCUAGAUGGUAUCUGGUACUCGUACAGGCAUGGUGCAGGGGGGCCCGACGAGUCCGGUCGGCGGGUAUUCAGCGUCUCACCGGGUCCUUUCUCUGCUGAAUCUCCGCGAUUCAAUGGUUUUGAUUUGGACAUGCAACGGCGCGAACGACACGGAGGAAGACGCAUAGAUAAGCUAAUCUCUCAAGACUAA
Messenger RNA from Rhodofomes roseus, 1776 nucleotides. RefSeq lists its product as uncharacterized. The transcript has 12 exons. Bases 1 to 1776 code for a protein of 591 amino acids. The record is from RefSeq and is a predicted model, not a curated record. Lineage: Eukaryota; Fungi; Basidiomycota; Agaricomycetes; Polyporales; Fomitopsidaceae.